AUGCAGCGAUUGUCAGUCUUGCUCAGACCGCUUCUGCGGGCUACGGCGCCUGCUGGGAAGCCUGCGAUCUCCCGCUUCCAAGCAAGGCACUUCGGCACCUCGCCCUCAUACUUCGCUGCCGAUCAUCGACGAGGUGCAGGAAAGCUGCAGAUUGUGACCAUCGACGACAAGCUUGCACAAUUUCCCCUUGAUGAGAAGAUCGAUACCCACCAAGUUCGCGUCAAGACUCCUGACGGCAAAAUCUCCUCGCCGGUCGACCUGCGCCGAGUCCUGAAUUCACUCGACCGCACGACGAGUCAUGUGCUGCAACUCAGCAAACCUGGCGAGCAUGAUCUUGCCAUCGUGCAAGUGGUUCAGCGUUCAGAUCUGAUCAAACAGAUCAAGGACAAGGAGGCCGCGCAACGACGUGUCCAGCAUGCGCAGAAAGAGAAGCGACCCAAACAAAUCGAGGUCAAUUGGGCCAUUAGCAACAACGACCUGCAACUCAAGCUGAAGCAGAUGGAGGAUUUUCUGCGGAAGGGCAAGAAGGUCGAAAUACUGCUCGCUUCCAAGAGGCGCCAGAGGAAAGCCUCCACGGAAGAGGCAGAGACCCUGUUGAAGACUCUGAAGGAGAAGAUCCAGGAAGUCGGUGCUGUGGAGAUUGCUCCGAUGGAGGGAGCACUUCUCAGACAAGCCACAAUGUCGGUGAAAAUGCCCUGA
This is a messenger RNA of Capronia coronata CBS 617.96, 699 nucleotides long. RefSeq lists its product as uncharacterized. The record is from RefSeq and is a predicted model, not a curated record. The coding region runs from base 1 to 699 and encodes 232 amino acids. Gene Ontology annotation, molecular function: ribosome binding; translation initiation factor activity. Lineage: Eukaryota; Fungi; Ascomycota; Eurotiomycetes; Chaetothyriales; Herpotrichiellaceae. Gene Ontology annotation, biological process: ribosome disassembly; mitochondrial translational initiation. The transcript has a single exon. Gene Ontology annotation, cellular component: mitochondrion.